AUGCCGACCGAUGAGAGACGAUCAAAUCUCAGGCUGCUCAGGAAGUCUUCGAUUCUGAACCAAGGCGACACAUGCAUGACUUUUGUCGGCGGUGUUGGUUUUGUUCUGCACAAAUCUGUCGUCAUUCUUGUCGAUCUUCACGAAAUCCUCACCUCGUCUGGCCAUUUUUCUCCUCCGCCCUCUACGCCAAAAACCCGUCAGUAUCGUCAACAGCUACUCACCAACAACUCACCGAGGAGCUGA
Messenger RNA from Necator americanus (New World hookworm), 243 nucleotides. RefSeq lists its product as uncharacterized. The transcript has a single exon. Lineage: Eukaryota; Metazoa; Nematoda; Chromadorea; Rhabditida; Ancylostomatidae. The record is from RefSeq and is a predicted model, not a curated record. Bases 1 to 243 code for a protein of 80 amino acids.